Messenger RNA from Vombatus ursinus (common wombat), 1502 nucleotides. RefSeq names its product enoyl-CoA delta isomerase 2 (gene ECI2). Gene Ontology annotation, molecular function: fatty-acyl-CoA binding. The record is from RefSeq and is a predicted model, not a curated record. Bases 244 to 1320 code for a protein of 358 amino acids. Lineage: Eukaryota; Metazoa; Chordata; Mammalia; Diprotodontia; Vombatidae. The transcript has 10 exons.
UUGAAUAACACGCACGUUCACACUCAGACACACUCCCUCUCCACUAUGCAGAUCCGACAGUAGUUUGCAAGCACAGGUUCGCUGGCUAUCUGGGCGCUGCUGCAAAGGAUUCUUCGCACUAAGCUCGCCCACAUCCAUUCCCUUCCCGAGCUCUGGCAAGCAGCCGCUGCGCCCUCCCUUCCUUGCCCGAGGCAGCUUCCAGCCAUCAAUUUUUCAGCACUCCUGCUGCACUCCAGUACAGCUAUGAGAGCCAGUCAGGAAGAGUUUGAAAGGGCAAAGGGGCAAGCAAAACUCUUGAAGGAGGAUCCAGGAAAUGAAGUGAAACUAAAACUCUAUGCACUGUUUAAACAGGCUGCUGAGGGGCCGUGUACCUCACCAAAGCCAGGUAUGCUUGACUUUGUCAACAAGGCAAAAUGGGAUGCGUGGAAUGCUCUUGGCAGCUUGCCAAAGGACACUGCCAGGCAGAAUUAUGUGGAUUUAGUAUCAAGUCUGGUUUCCUCUCAGUCCUUAAGCCAAGAAAAGACUUCUUCUAAUGAUAAAAAACCUGAAUAUGAAAACCUGGUAGUCACCAGGGAAGGCAAUAUUACAAAGAUCAUGUUAAACCGCCCCACCAAGAAAAAUGCUAUUGAUGUUAAGAUGUAUAAUGAAAUUAUGCUAGCCCUCGAAGCUGCGGUCAAGGAUGACUCGUUCCUAACCGUUAUCACAGGAAAUGGUGAUUAUUAUUCCAGUGGGAAUGACUUUAGUAAAUUUGCAACAAUUCUACCAAAUGAAAUUGAAAAGAGAAUUGAAGAUGCCUCCAUGUUACUGAGGAAAUUUGUUGACCAUUUUAUAGAUUUCCCCAAGCCUCUAGUUGCAGUGGUAAAUGGCCCUGCUGUAGGAAUCGCAGUUACACUUCUUCCCCUAUUUGACAUCAUAUAUGCAACUGACAGGGCAACAUUUCAGACACCAUUUACUCAACUGGGCCUGAGUCCAGAGGCAUGCUCCUCUUAUACCUUUCCAAAGAUAAUGGGUCCAGCCAAGGCAGCUGAGAUGCUUCUUUUUGGAAGGAAGUUAACAGCCCAAGAAGCUUAUGCUCAAGGACUUAUUACUGAGGUUUUUCCUGAUAGCACUUUUCAGAAAGAAGUUUGGACCAGGUUGAAGGCAUACUCACAACUGCCCCCAAAGACUGUGAUGGCUUCAAAACAGUUGAUUCGAGGUUUUGAAAAAGAGACACUGCACAGAGUUAAUUUUGAAGAAUGUGCUUUAAUUUCUGAAAGAUUGUGCUCUGAUGACUCCAUAAAUGCCAUUGUAAACUUCAUAAAUAGAAAGUCAAAACUCUGAUGGUUUUGAAAAUGAAGAUGAAACAUUUUUGAAUCCAUAAUUAAUUUUCUCUUGUUUAACAUACAUGGGCUAAAACCAGGGUGCCUUUUGCCAUUAUUGAUAACUAUAAUUCACUGUGGACCCACAUAAUUAUGUUAAAUGAUCUUUAGAGCUUCAGUAAAGCUGUUUUCUGUAAUUAUAUA